Molecule: messenger RNA, 1636 nt
Organism: Sorghum bicolor (sorghum)
Lineage: Eukaryota; Viridiplantae; Streptophyta; Magnoliopsida; Poales; Poaceae
Product: heavy metal-associated isoprenylated plant protein 6
Exons: 4
Coding region: 144-1238 (364 amino acids)
Molecular function (GO): metal ion binding
Source: RefSeq, a predicted model, not a curated record
CUUCUGGUUCCUCUCCUCUUCGUCAGACCAAGCGACACGCACAAGCGCACAGCCACGGUGAGAAGAAGAAGCCCAUCCACCAGGCACCAGCACAAGGGACAAACGAUCCGGAGCGGAGUUCAGUCCAGUCUCGGUCUAGGUCCAUGGGUGCGGGAAAAGGAGGAGACGGCGGCGGCGGUGGCGGCGAGGCGGCCGCGGCGGCGCCUGAGGCCGCGCAGCCCGUCGUGCUGAAGAUGGAACUGCAUUGCGCCGGCUGCGCGCACAAGGUCAAGAAGGCUAUUAAGCGCGUUCCUGGUGUCGAGUCGAUCGUGACGGACGUCGCGGCGAACAGGGUCGUCGUGGCGGGGACGGCAGACGCCGGCGCGCUCAAGGCGCGGCUCGAGGCGAAGACCAGCAAGCCCGUGGAAGUCGUCUCCGCCGGCGGCGCCCCCAAGAAACCUGCUGCCGCCGCGGAGCACGCCGGCGCCGGCGAGAAGAAGGGGGACAAGGGCGUGAGCCCCAAGGAGGAGGAGAAAGAGAAGGACAAGGAGAAGAAGCAACAGGCCUCGGAGGAGAAGAAACCCAAGCAGGAGACGGUGCUGCUCAAGAUCCGCCUCCACUGCGACGGCUGCGCCGACCGCAUCAGGCGACGCAUCUACAAGAUCAAAGGCGUGAAGGAUGUGGUGCUGGACGGCAAUGCCAAGGACGAGGUGAAGGUCAUGGGCACCAUGGACAUCCCCAACAUGCUCUCCUACCUCAAGGAGAAGCUCAACCGCGACGUGGAGGCCGUGGCGCCGCCCGCCAAGAAAGACGGCGGCGGCGAGGGCAAGGACGACAAGAAGGACAGCGGCAGCGGCGGCGACAAGAACAAGGGCGCAGCCGAGGCCGGCGGCGACGACAAGAAAGACAAAGGCAAAGGGAUCGACGUGUCGGCGGGCCCGUCCACGGCGGCCGCCGCGGCGUUCAUGGCUGCGCCGGCGGGGGCGAGCACGUACCACGUGGCGCCGCCGUACGGGUACGUGGCGUACCAGCAGGCGCCACCGCCGCCCCCCGCCAGCUACUACCCCUACCCGUACUACGGCAAUGGCGACGGCAUGGGCCACGCCAACCCCUCCUACUACCACCAACAACCGCAGCAGCAGCCCGACGUCAACCAGCAGCCGCAGAUGGCGUACCCGCCGUACCCGUACCGUUUCGACAUGGCGCCGCCGCCGCAGCUCUUCAGCGACGAGAACCCCAACGCCUGCUCCGUCAUGUAACGGAAACGGCCGCCGGCGGCGGCGGCGGCGGCGGUGGGUGUCCCUAGCUUGGUUGCGUCAGCGAGCUCACUGAUCCGUCGUCAGCUUUAACUUAGCCGUCCGGCCGGGAAAAAACUCGACCUGUACAUAUCGUCGUCGAUGAGGAUUCAGCCUUAGUCCAGAGCUCUAGGAUUAAUUUUCUGAUGAAAUUUUGCUUCAUUUGUUUAAUCCUUCCGUUCUUAUCUUCUUCUGAUCAACGCUUGUUCAACUUCAUUUGGUUGAGUUGGUAGUGAAAUUUUGCAACAGACGAGAUGAACUGGUCGACAAUUGCGACUGCAUGCUCAGCUACGUUGAAUCGUGGACUGGUUUGUGGUCUUAGCCGUUUCUCCUAAUUUAAGUUAAUAAUGGCGUUCGGUUCA